Messenger RNA from Clunio marinus, 258 nucleotides. Lineage: Eukaryota; Metazoa; Arthropoda; Insecta; Diptera; Chironomidae. The record is from the annotation of a GenBank genome assembly.
AUGGUUUCUAGACUUUUACUUCUCAUUUCGAAUUGCUACACAAAUAUAAGUGAAACUCCCUUGAUAUCCUUUCAAAACUAUCCAAAGUUUGUAUUUGAUUUGCAAACAAAACUCUUUGGAGAUAAGUUUCAACUCAACAAUCACAACGUUUUACUACACUCUAAGUACAGAGAACUUUACCAUUUAGGAUUACAUGCAAAAGUUUCUCUCAAUCGUUCACCAAAAGGUACAAUGUUCACAUCAAAGAUCAAACUUUGA